Messenger RNA from Mesitornis unicolor (brown roatelo), 717 nucleotides. It is a transcript of the gene MCPH1, whose product is annotated as microcephalin 1. Gene Ontology annotation, molecular function: DNA binding; zinc ion binding; ubiquitin-protein transferase activity. Gene Ontology annotation, cellular component: nucleus. The record is from RefSeq and is a predicted model, not a curated record. The transcript has 5 exons. Bases 12 to 566 code for a protein of 184 amino acids. Lineage: Eukaryota; Metazoa; Chordata; Aves; Mesitornithiformes; Mesitornithidae. Gene Ontology annotation, biological process: mitotic cell cycle; DNA repair.
GGACACUAGUUAUGACGAGUAUGUGUUCUGAGAAACAAAAUACAGUAAUUCAGGUGGUGAAUAAACUUGGAGACUUUUUGUUCUCAGCUGAUGUAUGUGAAACAACAAGUCAUGUAGUUACAGGGAGUCCUCGUCGUACCUUGAAUGUUUUGCUGGGAAUUGCUCGUGGGUGUUGGAUCGUUUCUUAUGAAUGGGUUCUGUGGUCUUUGGAAUCGGGCCAUUGGAUCUCAGAGGAACCAUAUGAGCUUUCAUCCAGCUUCCCUGCAGCUCCUAUCUGCAGACUUCAGCGUCACCUAUCAACAGGAAAAUACCAGCAGAAUCUCUUUUCAAACCUGCCUGUAAUGUUUGUGUCUCCUACCAGUCAGCCACCCUGUGAAAAGCUAAUUGAGCUUAUACAGUUGUCAGGAGGAAAAAUCUGCAAAGCCUUACGUCAAGCACAAAUCUGUAUAGGGAAAAACCCAGGGAAGAAGUAUCAGGAAAUAAGGUGUUUAUCAGAAAAAUGGAUAUUAGAUUCAAUCACUCAGCAUACAAUAUGUCCCAUGGAAAACUACAUUUUUCAGCUGUGAGCGAACUCGAGAGCUUCCAUAUGGUUGUAAGAAAACAAACCUAGUUUGGAUUCAACAAAAAAACUAAGUUGUGAAUAAAAUUUCAAAGAAAACACAAGUUGUAUAUUUAUAAAUACAGGGAAAUGUUUUCUACAUUUUUAUUACUUGUGUA